AUGGAUAGACGCACACCCUAUACCCUGAGCGUCCUUGCGCCCAGCACCAACGGUGCUGAUGAGUCUCGCACAACUAUUCAAAAUCGCCUGCGGGACUUUGUGCUUGAAUUCCAGCUGGAUAAUGCAUUUAUCUACCGCGAUCAAUUACGACAGAAUGUGCUUGUGAAGCAAUUUUACUGCGACAUUGACAUUGCCCAUCUUAUUUCCUACAAUGAGGAGCUGGCCCACAAACUCACCACAGAGCCCGCCGAUAUUAUUCCUCUGUUUGAAUUAGCACUUCAAGACUGCACUCGCCGAAUCGUCUACCCCGGUCAGCGGGAUAUCACUCUUCCAUCCCAUCAACUUCUUCUGCACUCUUCGGCUUCGCACAUUUCUAUUCGUGACCUGAACGCCACAAACAUCUCCCAUCUCGUGCGAAUUCCCGGUAUUGUCAUCGGUGCUUCAACUAUCUCCUCAAAGUCAACUCUUAUUCACAUUCGGUGCAAGAACUGUGACCACAGUGAAAAUAUUCACGUCGAAGGUGGCUUCUCUGGCCUGUCGCUCCCGCGGCGAUGCGGUCGCUCUAAAGAGCCUGGUGACCAGCCUGGCGAACAGUGCCCUCUCGAUCCCUAUGUGGUUCACCACGAGAAGUGCCAGUUCGUGGACCAGCAGGUUUUGAAGCUUCAGGAGGCCCCUGACCAGGUGCCUGUGGGUGAACUUCCCCGACACGUUCUGAUUUCUGCAGACCGCUACCUGGCCAACCGUGUUGUUCCUGGCUCCCGCUGCACAGUCAUGGGUAUCUUUUCCAUUUACCAGGCCAAGGGUGGCAAGAAGGAGGCUGCGGUGGCUAUUCGUAACCCCUACUUGCGGGCAGUGGGUCUCAACACUGACAUGGAUCAGACCGCUAAGGGCAACUCCGUUUUCUCUGAAGAGGAGGAGCAGGAAUUCUUGGAGCUCAGUCGUCGUCCUGAUCUGUACGAUGCAUUGGCCCGAAGCAUUGCUCCCUCUAUUUACGGCAAUGUGGACAUCAAAAAGGCUAUUGCUCGAAAAAAAAUCCUGCCCGAUGGAAUGAAACUUCGUGGUGACAUUAACGUGCUCUUGCUGGGUGACCCUGGUACUGCCAAGUCGCAAUUGCUGAAGUUUGUUGAGAAGGCUGCUCCUAUCGCUAUUUACACCUCCGGAAAGGGUUCCUCGGCGGCUGGUCUGACGGCCUCGGUGCAGCGAGACCACAACACUCGCGAGUUCUACCUGGAAGGUGGUGCAAUGGUGCUUGCAGAUGGUGGUGUUGUCUGUAUUGAUGAGUUCGAUAAGAUGCGUGACGAGGACCGAGUGGCCAUCCACGAAGCCAUGGAGCAGCAGACUAUCUCCAUUGCCAAGGCCGGUAUCACCACAAUCCUGAACUCCCGGACAUCCGUUCUGGCGGCGGCCAACCCGAUCUUUGGUCGUUAUGAUGACUUGAAGACCCCGGGCGAGAACAUCGAUUUCCAGACGACUAUCUUGUCCCGUUUUGAUAUGAUCUUCAUCGUUCGUGACGACCACGAGCGUGGCCGUGAUGAGAGAAUCGCACGUCACGUCAUGGGCGUUCACAUGGGCGGUCGUGGUAUGGAGGAGCAGGUUGAAGCUGAAAUUCCCGUGGACCAGAUGAAGCGCUACAUCAGCUACUGCCGCAGCCGUUGCGCCCCUCGCCUCUCUCCCGAAGCUGCCGAGAAGCUCUCUUCUCACUUUGUCUCUAUUCGCAAGCAAGUGCACCGGACUGAGCUCGAGUCCAACACUCGCUCAUCUAUCCCCAUCACCGUGCGUCAAUUGGAGGCCAUUGUCCGUAUCACUGAGUCUCUCGCCAAGCUGCAGCUCUCUCCCAUCGCCACCGAGGCCCAUGUCGACGAGGCCAUUCGUCUGUUCCUGGCUUCCACCAUGGAUGCCGUCACCCAGGGUGAAGGUCAAGGUAGCAAGGAGCUCAUGGAGGAAGCUCACAAGAUUGAAGAAGAGCUCAAGCGUCGUCUGCCCCUCGGUUGGAGUACCAGCUUGGCGACAUUGCGACGCGAGUUUGUCGAUGGCAAGGGUUACAGUGAGCAAGCACUCAAUCGGUCCCUGGUGGUCUUGCAACGCAGAGAGACUGUCCAGAUUCGCUCCGGCGGUUCGCAGAUCUACCGUAACGCUCCGUGA
Molecule: messenger RNA, 2142 nt
Organism: Penicillium maclennaniae
Lineage: Eukaryota; Fungi; Ascomycota; Eurotiomycetes; Eurotiales; Aspergillaceae
Product: MCM DNA helicase complex subunit MCM5
Exons: 5
Coding region: 1-2142 (713 amino acids)
Biological process (GO): double-strand break repair via break-induced replication; DNA replication; DNA replication initiation
Cellular component (GO): nucleus; MCM complex
Molecular function (GO): 3'-5' DNA helicase activity; DNA replication origin binding; single-stranded DNA binding
Source: RefSeq, a predicted model, not a curated record